AUGCCAGCUACAGUCCCCUGCCAGUAUCGCACCGGCAAGACAUUGGGCAGCGGAACAUACGCUAUCGUCAAGGAGGCCAUCCACAUUACAACCGGAAAGUACUAUGCCUGCAAAGUUAUCAACAAGAAACUUAUGGAGGGCCGUGAACACAUGGUACCUCUAUAUCCACUUCGUCUCCAAAAAACGCGUCUCAUCCCACUCGCCCUCCAGGUCCGUAACGAGAUCGCCGUCCUAAAGAAGAUAUCCAGUGGUCACCCCAACAUUGUAACCCUCCACGAUUACUUUGAGACCGCCCACAAUCUCUACCUCGUCUUCGAUCUCUGCACCGGUGGUGAACUCUUCGACCGGAUAUGCGCAAAGGGCAACUACUACGAGGCCGAUGCAGCCGACCUGGUCCGCACCAUCUUCAAAGCCGUUGAAUACAUCCACAACUCUGGCGUCGUUCAUCGAGGUAUGCUCUCCCAUGUCUUCCACAUGCUGCGUGACUCACUCGCUGUCAUCUAUAAUCAUUCUUAUCAUCGUUACUACCUCCAAGACCUGAAACCCGAGAACCUCCUCUUCAAGACCCAAGCCGAAGAAGCAGCCAUCAUGAUCGCAGACUUUGGAUUGAGUAGGGUCAUGGAAGAAGAAAAGUUUAGCCUCUUGACCGAGAUCUGCGGUACACCCGGUUACAUGGCACCGGAAAUCUUCAAACGAACCGGCCAUGGCAAACCGGUUGACGUCUGGGCAAUGGGCGUCAUCACGUACUUCCUCCUCGCGGGCUACACGCCCUUUGAUCGUGAAUCCCAGCAACAAGAAAUGGAAGCCAUCAUCGCCGGAGACUACAAAUUCGAACCAGCAGAAUAUUGGGAGAACGUAUCCGAAACCGCCAAGGACUUUGUGAGGACGUGUUUGACCAUCGACCCCAACAAGAGGCCGACAGCGACGGAGGCGCUGGCUCACAAGUGGCUGGCGGACAAAGAACCUCACUUUGUUGCUAACCCUGCUGACGGUACUCCAGCUGACCUCUUGCCAAACGUUAAACGAGCAUUCAACGCCAAGCGAGCCUGGAAAAAGGCGGCGUACGGUAUCCGCGCGAUGAACAGGAUGGCGUCGCUCGCCAGCGGAGGAUUGACGAACCCAGAGGCAGCACUCAUGCGCGAGAACCUGGACAAGUACAAGGCAGAGUCAGAGAAGGAGGAUAUUCAGACCGCAUCGAUCACAUACAUGCCACAACACACGCCUGUCACAGCCGAGUUCCCAGCAGGUUCUCAAAAGAGCGCAACCGACGACGAAUUGCAGAAGAAACUCGCCAACGCCACCAUCCAGGGUUAAGCCACGCCCUCUCGUCUACAUCCUCAUGCCUAUGCCUUUCGUCAGUUUGCUUAUCCUCGGGCUGUCGUCAAUCGGAGUUUACGAUCUACCUCUGGCCAUCUACCUAUCUAAUGCUUCGUGAUUCAUUCCCUUGCUACCAUUGUAGAAAUGUAUAAUGUUGAAUAUAUC
Molecule: messenger RNA, 1482 nt
Organism: Coprinopsis cinerea okayama7#130
Lineage: Eukaryota; Fungi; Basidiomycota; Agaricomycetes; Agaricales; Psathyrellaceae
Product: CAMK/CAMK1 protein kinase
Exons: 9
Coding region: 1-1314 (437 amino acids)
Biological process (GO): protein phosphorylation; cellular response to oxidative stress
Molecular function (GO): ATP binding; calcium/calmodulin-dependent protein kinase activity; calmodulin binding
Source: RefSeq, a predicted model, not a curated record